AUGAUUAUCCCACUUGGAGUUAGCUCGUUGUUGCUUCUGCUUUCCUCGACAGCCACCGCAUCAUCCUUCGUGCCUCGACAAUCGUCAGUCACCCAACGACACAACGCUUUCUACCGAACGCCAGGACUUGCAGUGCAAGGUGGAGCUGACGAAGAAGUUCCUCUUCCAGUAGAGUCGAUUCCAGUCGAUGAGGUUCCUGUUUAUUCAGCCCCAGAAGCUGCCCCAGCAGCUCCUGUAGCCGUGGCAUCUACACCAGCAACAUCGCUCCUUGGACCCAACGCAGCUCCUCCAGGGUUUUUGCGAAAGACCCUUCCAUCCUUCCCUUGGCACAGACUCCCAGAUUAUCUUACUUAUGCCCGCUGUUUAGCCAUUCCUGCCUUGGUCGUUAUCUUUUUCAUGCCUGGUUUGCACAUUGAAACUGGUAUCCUAUUUGCUUUUGCUUCCUUCACAGAUUACCUGGACGGCUAUUUGGCGAGACGCUGGGACAUCACUAGUGCCUUUGGUGCCUUUUUGGAUCCAGUGGCUGAUAAACUCAUGGUCAGUACUGCCUUGAUUCUCCUUGCCGGACGGUAUGGCAAGGCAGUUUCGAUUCCAACUUCUAUCAUUCUUGCCCGAGAAAUUGCUGUCUCUGCGCUUCGAGAGUGGAUGGCACAACGAGGACAGCGCGAUGCUGUCAAGGUUGGAAUACAAGGAAAGAUUAAGACUGCAUUGACAAUGGUCGCAUUGACAGUCUUGCUCUUUGUUCCAGCAGCAGGUGGUCAAGACAUUCUGCAAAAGCUUCGUUUCCCGGGGAUGGUGAUGCUUGACCUUUGUGCCUUGGUCACUGUUACCAGCGGUAGCGUCUACUUUAUCGCUGCAGCACCCCUCCUUUUUGCAAGUAAUUGA
Cylindrotheca closterium is the source of this 885-nucleotide messenger RNA. NCBI's taxonomy places the organism in Eukaryota, Bacillariophyta, Bacillariophyceae, Bacillariales, Bacillariaceae. The record is from the annotation of a GenBank genome assembly.